Molecule: messenger RNA, 1164 nt
Organism: Prosopis cineraria
Lineage: Eukaryota; Viridiplantae; Streptophyta; Magnoliopsida; Fabales; Fabaceae
Product: 14-3-3-like protein
Exons: 4
Coding region: 123-920 (265 amino acids)
Biological process (GO): signal transduction
Cellular component (GO): cytoplasm
Source: RefSeq, a predicted model, not a curated record
AUAUUCGCCACCCCCAAUUGCCCCCUCAAAAUCCACGGUCUCCUCCUUUUUACUCUCUCUCUCUCUCACAAUCCCUAGCCAAAUCAAAUCUCACCCCUUUCUCCCUCUCUUUGAUUCCCACAAUGUUGGCCGCUGUCGCUCUUUCGCCUCGCGAAGAGUUCGUCUACAUGGCGAAGCUUGCCGAACAGGCCGAACGCUACGAAGAGAUGGUCGAGUUCAUGGAGAAGGUCUCCGCCGCCGUCGACAAAGACGAGCUCACCGUCGAAGAGAGGAAUCUCCUCUCCGUCGCCUACAAGAACGUCAUCGGUGCCCGCCGUGCCUCCUGGCGUAUCAUUUCCUCCAUCGAGCAGAAGGAGGAGAGCCGAGGAAACGAGGAUCAUGUCUCCAUGAUCCGCGACUACCGAUCCAAGAUCGAGAGUGAGCUCUCCAACAUCUGCGAUGGGAUCCUGAAGCUCCUCGAUACCCGCCUUAUCCCUUCUGCUUCUGCCGGCGAUUCCAGGGUCUUUUAUCUCAAGAUGAAGGGCGAUUACCAUAGGUACCUUGCCGAGUUCAAGACCGGAAACGAGCGUAAGGAGGCUGCCGAGAGCACUCUUACUGCUUACAAAUCUGCUCAGGACAUUGCAAAUGCCGAACUGCCUCCGACUCAUCCAAUCAGACUUGGUCUUGCUUUGAACUUUUCUGUGUUCUACUAUGAGAUUCUCAACUCUCCGGACCGUGCUUGCAACCUUGCAAAGCAGGCCUUUGAUGAAGCAAUCGCUGAAUUGGAUACGUUGGGAGAGGAAUCAUACAAGGAUAGCACGUUGAUCAUGCAACUUCUUCGUGAUAACCUUACCCUAUGGACCUCUGACAUGCAGGAUGAGGGAGCGGACGAAAUUAAAGAAGCAGCAGCUGCUCCUAAACCUGACGAGGAAAAGCAGUAAACAGUUAUUUAAACUAUUCACUUCACCUCUACAUGUUUUUGAAGGGAGUUGUCUGUCGUUAAGUUCGACGCUACAGAUAUAUUUUAGGCACUCAUGUCUUUGUGAUGAAUUAUGGAUGUUCUGGGCCCCUUUUAGUUUGUCCUUCCAUUGUUUACUUGUUUUUAAUCUAUUUUCUUGUGAACAUCGCGCAGUUUAGUUUAAUCAUGUGGAAGUGGAAUUUCAAGAUUCUACUCUCCCUGCUCUA